Molecule: messenger RNA, 1632 nt
Organism: Blumeria graminis f. sp. triticale
Lineage: Eukaryota; Fungi; Ascomycota; Leotiomycetes; Helotiales; Erysiphaceae
Source: the annotation of a GenBank genome assembly
AUGGCGCCAGGGUACAGAAGCUCCAGCCGCCGGCAUAAUCGAACACUACUCAAUGAUCAUGAUGUAUAUGAGGGGCUCCCGGUACGUCAGUGGCGGCGUGGGACAGUCACCGUAGCGCCAUCUAGCGCCCAAGACAACUUAACAGCUCAAAGUGACAUUUGGGCUAUUGAACUUCCAUACGGAAUGCCAAAAGAUUCUCACCUCUUACCACAACAUAGUCAAGAACUACUCCGAGCGGCUCGUUCGGGUAAGAUUUACAGGCGCUCCACGCCAGCAGAGGAAGAAGAAUCUGAACAUGAAGCGACCCAUGGCACUAAAUUAGAGAAGAAAGAAGAUCCUCCACAAGACAGGGGAUUCACUGUCAGAACAUGGAAGCAAAUACCACGACACUUGGAAGUGCCAGAUGUAGACUUCCUCGCAAGAAGAAGAAAGGACUCAACAGUAAGGUUUGAGACUUUACCAAAGUCGCAGCCCCUUACAGCGAGUAAAGAAAUUUCUCAAAAGCUCGAAGUCGUCAGUAAUGAACCUCUACAGGAGUUAUCUGUCACCCAUACGCAAGCAGACGCAGAAACAGACUCGUCACACGCCGCAAAAAUUUCAAAUGGUACUGUAGAUGUACAUGCCGGCAUACCUACACCCUUGAAACGGAAAGGUGUCUUCAAAAAAAAAAUGAACGUUCUUGGGCGUUCGAAAAGAAAGAAGUUAUUGAUGGCCUCGUGUACUUCUGCGAAUAAUUUUGUUGGCUCUGCAGCUGUCAAUCAUGUAAUUAAAAGUGAACAAGACUCUUCAUUGACCACUGUAAAUAGUGAAGAUAUCGAAGCAUGUGGAGGUUCUUUGGCAAAUGCAGACGAUUGGGACGGUGAUGAUGGUGACGAUGCAGAUGAAAACGAGAAUGAUGUUGAUGUUGAAGAGGACGAUGAAUCAACGCCUAUUCAGGACUCGACCUCUAAAAUAGGUUCGAUUCCAAGUGAGCAAGAAGUCUCAACUUUUCUCGAAGAAAAAAUAAAUAUUGAGAAUAUUUCAAGUCUAAAAAUUCCAAUCGAAGAAGAUCACCAAGAGAGCUUACUGAAUAGUGCAACUGAAGCCAAUUUAACUGUUAUUUCGACAGUAGAAUCUCAUGCAGUGGAGGAAUUUUCACCACGGAUGGACUUUCCAAAAGAAUCUUUAUCCCACAGUACAGCUCAAGGACUAGACAAUACCGAAAUAACUCAAGAAGUUAAACAAGAAAUUAUGAUUAAUGAAAAUUCCACACUCAUCUUACCCGAAAAUCAAUCUGUGAUACCCAAAGAGGUUUGCACGACUACCAAAAUCUCUGAGAAGAGUAUCAUUUUUUCUACCUAUGACGCGAAAAAUUUUGAGUCGCUCACCACCGUGGACUUGGGCACUUCAAAAGUAGAAGAUCCUAAAAAUAUAGACCAUGCUGGUUCUUUGUUAGAGCACCCUACGUCAAAUUCACCAAAUCAGUCAAGUAUCUUAUCCGCGCAAGAUUUAGCCCCUUGCACAAAAUCUGAAGAGACCUCUGCAGAACCAAUGCAAGGAAUAGAAAUAGAAGCAAGAGACCCACCGGCUGUCAAUGAAGUAACAAACAACACCAAUUUCCCUGACUUCCUAGGUAUCGAAGCCCCAUCAUAA